Phoenix dactylifera (date palm) is the source of this 1299-nucleotide messenger RNA. Its product is annotated as putative polygalacturonase. Gene Ontology annotation, molecular function: polygalacturonase activity. The record is from RefSeq and is a predicted model, not a curated record. NCBI's taxonomy places the organism in Eukaryota, Viridiplantae, Streptophyta, Magnoliopsida, Arecales, Arecaceae. Gene Ontology annotation, biological process: carbohydrate metabolic process.
GCCGACGGCGGGGCGAUGCUCGUCGUGCCACCCGGCAAGUGGCUCACGGGGCCUUUCAAUCUCACCAGCAACUUCACCCUCUUCCUCCACCGCGACGCCGAGAUCCUCGCCUCCCAGGACCUGAACGAAUGGCCAGUCAUCGAUCCCCUGCCCUCUUAUGGGAGAGGAAGGGACUCAGCUGGUGGAAGAUACAGCAACUUCAUCAUGGGAACUAACCUCACAGAUGUGGUCAUCACAGGGGAUAAUGGAACGAUCAAUGGGCAGGGGAGAUUCUGGUGGGAUAAGUUCCGUAAUAAUCAGCUGAAGUACACUCGUGGUUACCUGCUUGAAAUAAUGUACUCAGACCGUGUCCUUAUUUCCAACAUUACAUUCAAAGACUCUCCCUCAUGGAACGUCCAUCCGGUUUACAGCAGCAAUAUCGUAGUGUCGAACGUCACCAUUCUUGCACCAUUUGACUCUGCAAACACCGAUGGGAUCGAUCCAGACUCCUGCUCCCAUGUCCUCAUCGAGGACUGCUUCAUAGUCUCCGGCGAUGACUGUAUCGCCAUUAAAAGCGGCUGGGACGAGUAUGGAAUUGCUUUCAACAUGCCAACCCAGCAUGUAAACAUCAGGAGGCUCACCUGCAUCUCCCCCUUCAGCGCCACCAUCGCCCUUGGAAGCGAAAUGUCCGGCGGAAUCCAAGACGUCAGGGCUGAAAACAUUACAGCCAUCAACACGGAAUCUGGGGUCAGAAUCAAGACAGCCGUCGGAAGGGGAGGAUUCGUGAAGGACAUUUUCGUGAGAGGGAUGACCUUGAACACCAUGAAGUACGUCUUCUGGAUGUCGGGCAAUUAUGGGCAGCACCCUGAUGACAAGUACGACCCCAACGCAAUCCCAGUUGUCCGGAAUAUCAGGUACAGCAAUGUGGUCGCCGAGAAUGUCACCAUAGCCGGACACUUGGAGGGAAUUCCGGGGGCACCCUUCACUGGGAUAUGCUUGUCUAACGUCACCAUAGAUGUUGCGCACUCGAAGAAGAAGCUGAAGUGGAACUGCACUGAGAUUGAGGGCGUGGCAAGCGCUGUGACUCCUACCCCUUGUGCUUUGCUCCGAGAUCAAGGAACCGGUGCAGCGCCAUGUCCAUUCCCUGCGGAUAGUUUUACCUAUUGAUACAUUCCAUGAGUGCAGAAAGAGUUAAAAACUGUGUGACAGUUGGUGCGAGUUCUGUUUUCCUUGAAAUAAUUCCUUCCUGUCCAACAUCAUCUAGGAGCAGAGCGUGUAUGCGUUUUCUAGUUCUUGAUGAUUGGGUUUUGAAUCCGGAAA